Kwoniella shivajii is the source of this 4671-nucleotide messenger RNA. RefSeq lists its product as uncharacterized. Bases 1 to 4671 code for a protein of 1556 amino acids. Gene Ontology annotation, biological process: regulation of ARF protein signal transduction. The transcript has 4 exons. Gene Ontology annotation, molecular function: guanyl-nucleotide exchange factor activity. Lineage: Eukaryota; Fungi; Basidiomycota; Tremellomycetes; Tremellales; Cryptococcaceae. The record is from RefSeq and is a predicted model, not a curated record.
AUGUCCUCUUCACCAACAAAACAAUAUUUCUAUGCAUCAAGGUCAUCGUCCAGGUCAGGUUCUAGACCUGUAUCUCCACCUACACCAGCUGAAGUACGCUCUCAAGCAGUUGCCAAGCUCAAAAGAGCAGCUUCCUUACCUCGUCGCCCGGAUGGCAGAAGACCUUCUCUCGCACAGGCCAUCGAGUCAGAUGUUCCAUCAACCCAUCCUGACGAAGUCGGCAUGUCGAACAAGCCACCACCACCACAGUCUGCUGAACCUUCUUCGCUCAGCGUAUCUCCAAGCCCGUCAGACACUCAGGAAAUCCUUUCCCCUUCACCUGUAGCAACGUCGUUCGAUCACUCAAACGUGUACUCUUCAGCAACGCCGAUGCAAAUGCAGCGUUCCGCUUCUCCAGCUUCGUCUUACCAUAUGACGUCUUCUAUGCCACUCAAUUCCCCUUAUCAACCCAAUACCCCACCGGUAGGUGACUGGGGGCCCAUGCAACUUGCUCAGUCUUAUUUACCUUCUCUGACACCAACGGGUCUGUCACCCAAUCCUUACCCCCAUUCCGUCCCGAUCGGUGUUGGAGCGGGCAGAAAUACCCCCAGUCCCUUGCCUACUCUUGGUGAGCUCGCUACCCUCCAGCGAUCCAACUCCAAUGCUGCAAGAGCUAAAGCAAUGUCUAAGCUUACUGGUGGAAGGGAUACUCCAGCCGAGGAUGAGUUUACGUUAUCAACACCUACACGCGUCAACUUGACUAGAGCGGGUACAUUGGGUGGACCUAGGAUGUUGGAUCUAGCCGCAAAUAGGCCUCCAGCUGCUGAAGCUCCUGUUUAUUUGGCCUCUCCUUCUCUGGCGCUGACACAAGCAAGACCAAGGCUCCAAAGAAGCUUCACUGUUUCUUCCUCUAACAUGGGAGAGGAAAGAAGGAGUGCUGUAGGCAGGAGAAUGGUGGAACGAUUAGCAGAGAGGAGAGCAGCAAGGCAGAAAGAAGAGGAAGAAGUCAGGAGAUUAUGGCAAGAAAGAAGAGUCGGUCUCGAGACUGAGGAAGUGAGAUCUGAGGACAAUGAUGCUGCGCAGGAAGACGCGGAAGGAUCAUAUGAGGCAAAAUUCGACGAAGAACAUCAGAUUCAAUCCGAUGAACAUCAGCAGGACUUUGCAUAUGUCAACGAUUUGGGCGUUCAUCACAGCGCUCAACCUCAAGGAAUGUUUGACGAGAUCCCUUCAUUCAAACGACAUUCACCUCAAGAACCACAUCAAUCUGCGUUUCCACCUGGACCUCAAGCCGAUUUACUCAAUCUCAGUACGGCAGAUCGACCGAUAUCAAGAGGGACAUUGGCAUCUUCCCAGGAACCCUUCGAAUAUGAAUCACAUCUUAGGCGAAGUCUGUCAAGUCGCACAGCUAGAGGUGGUACGGGUGGAGAAGACCCACUACCUGUGAUCACUACAACCGAACAGGACGGUCAUGCUUCGGGCCUUCAAUCUCAUCCAGUCAUUCAUAUUGAUGAUGAACCCUUACUUCCUCCGCAGCCUCAUUAUGCCACACCGCCCCGUGGUCACAUGCCCCAUAGCUCAACGUCGACUCAAAGUACCAUCCGAAGUCCUCAUUCUCCUGGCGGAUCCACUCUAAGUGGUUUGGAUUCAAUGAUGUUCAUCAUGGGUGGUUCAGCUGGCUUGAGACCGCGAACGAACGCUCACCCAUGGCCACAAGAAAUUCUUGAUGGCAGUGAAUGGGGUACGCCUGCUAAAGACAUGCAUCAAGCAACGUUCAACGAUUCUCCCAUUAUUCGCAGCCCCUCCGGAUCUGAUCACGCUCUAUCCUCUGCUGAUGGGAUUCCGUCAGAUCACGAGGUCGAUCAUACAUCGCCAUCCCGAUCUACAAUUCGCACCGACAGUGUGAUGUCUUGGGAAGAAGUGGGAGGAAAAGACGAUCAAGAAAUACGGGUUCCAUCGGAUAACAUCUAUAACCAGAAGACAGGUAGCUUCUCUGCUAAACUCAAAGGUAGCGUGAGAUCUGCUAUGAAAAAGAGGAACAAAAGCAGGACGUCAAUCAGUAGUUUCACUCAGAGCCCACCAGGUAGUCCCAUGCUUCAUCAACCAGGUAGCUUCAUUCGAAGAGGUUCCGAAUCAUCUGCUUCUCAUUCUUUCUCUCAAGAGCAUGUACCCAGACACCAACCUUCUGUCAGCUCUUUGGCCGCUUCAUCAGUCGAUCAGUCCGAUACUCAGGCGACAUCAAUAUUCCAACAUCAACUUUCAAAUGAUCCAUCACAAGUCUCAUUUCUUCCAAGAGCCAAUCUAAAUGAUCCUCGGAUCAUGAGUCCGAAGCUAUCGCCUUUCCCUGGUAUUGCUCAGCUUGAACGUAAGCAUGUAGAUGGAAACCUGACUGUGGGAGAAGCACCGAAACUCCUUCACCAAAAGUCUGAUUCUGCUGUUCCUAUACAACGCGCAGCACCACAGGAAUCGAUCUACAGUCUACCUCUUCCCACUCAUCCCGAUGAUAGAAGAGCCUCGGCCGACAGUGCCACUAAGCGAAACUGGUUAUCCAAAGCAUUUGGCCAUCCAACUUCCCCUCGAUCCUCAGGUAGUGUCUCACGCAAGAGCUCCAUACUCGACGUUGCUGGAGAGUCCCGUACGUUGGGCCAAGGUGCUCGGAUAAUAUCCUCAGACGUAGAUCCUUUUGCACCAUCUUCGCCUCCUCAGACAUUAGCAGUCAAGCCUGCUCGACACAGAUCUGCUUCUCCAACCGUGUCUGUCGUCCCAGAAGUCAGUGAAGAAGGGUCCAGAUUCACAAGGUUUCUUUCUAUGAAAGGACAAAAUGGACCCCUGGCUGUCUCCAAAGAAGAAGAGGAAGGAUUGACGAAGAAGUCUAAAGACGUCUUACUUCGUAUGGACGCCGUUUUGGCUCUAGGUCCUGAUGAUCCCGAUAGACCAGACAUCCUGGAUGAUCCACCAAGGAAAUUGUUGUUGUCGACACAGAUCUUACAGGUCGUCAAUGCGCACACCGUGAAGGAUCGGUAUCUCUUCCUCUUCAACGACAUCUUAGUCAUCGCUAAACCCAUGAUAACACGCGGCAUUCAUGCCACCCUUGACAUGAAGUAUAUCGUAAAAUCCAUUGUAAACCUCGAUAAGCUUGCAGUCUCUGGUCUUACUGAGGAACCAACUAAAGAACCUCCUCGUCACCCUGUGGUUACCAAAUUCAUCGAUCAAUUCGCGCAGGAUCCGGUUUCCGCUUGUUCCUAUCUGGUAGAGAGAAGUAACCCAAAAGUCGAUACUGCUACUCUCGCUUCCUUGAUUUUCAAGACACCGGAAUUGGAUCGGGCUCAAAUCGGUCACCUUCUGGCGGACAAUGACAGACUCAUGCGACAUUUCAUCGGUCGAUUCAACUUUUUACAUGUAAGGAUUGACGAAGCUUUACGAAUGUUCUUACUAUCAAUUCGAUUACCUACCGAAUCAAUAGCAUGCGAAGCUUUGUUACGAGGAUUCGCUUAUCGAUAUUUCGAAGCGAACCACAGCCACAUCUCCUAUGACCGUGAAUUAGCUUCCGAAUUGGUUUUAGCGAUCAUGCAAUUCAACGAUGCGUUGUAUGGUACUUUUGGCUUCGCUUUACCAAACCACUCUAUAAACAUAGACACGUUCAUAUCAGCAUUCAAAUCCAAGGAUCCAAAACAAUUAGUGCCAACCGAGCUUUUAAGUGAUAUUUUCGAUUCAAUUUCAACCUCUCAACUUGUCCAGGCAUUAAAGUCGGAUGAAAACCAAUUAGAAAAACCAGUUUCGAUCACUCCUAGAAUCCCAUCUAAACUUACCUAUAAUGUCUGGUCUGAAGAGAUACUUGUAUCGAUACCAUCACCUGAUCCUUCCUUCAAAGUCAAACUUCAUGGGCAGGGCUUGGAAUUUGAUCCCCCUGUAUUAGAUUUCGCACAUACACCAGAACAGAGCUUCCGAGUCAGGGGAACAAGCCUGGGCAUACAUCCACUGUUAUUCAACAGAAUUGGAAUCAAUGCCGCAUCAUAUGGUAACCUAGGGAAUACAAGGCUAUUCACGGUUGAGAGAGCUUUCAUGAAGCAUACUUUUCAUGUCUCUUUCACCUCUCAUACUGGUCUGAGAAGGAAGUAUUGUUUCAGUGUACCAGAUGUUGACACCAGAAGAGUAUGGGGUAAAAUGCUGUCACGUCAAAUCACCUCGACUCAACAGUCAAAAUAUGUCUCGGCUACAACAUUGCAACAAAAGAUCCGGCUAACUGCUGAAAACGUUUCUAUACAAGUGCUUAGAGACGCCUUGAUUCCACUUGAAGACAAAUCUCUUUCAUCUGUUACCGCCGAAGGUAUUCCUGGAACAAUGCGUGGUCGAGUAGGAUCAAGCCAGAGAGGUUCGAACGACAAAGGACGUUCUGGCAGUGUUAGUAUAUCAUAUACCAACGCAUUGAAAGAAGAAUCCGAUUUGGGACCCCUGCUACCGACUAAAUCCAACCAUCAUUUACUGGACCGACAAUCUGGCUUGUUAGACAUCCAGUCUGGGAAAGAAUUGGUUUUACUUUGCAGACAGAAUAGUUUAUUGCCACGUUUACUAGAAUUACUUCACUCUGGGAAAGAUGAUGCAGAACAAUCGGAGCCGCAUAAUAGUAAAGCAACGCAAGGAUAUGGUGAAGCUAUAGGAGGAACCGAAAAGAGGAAUAAGGGUAUACGAGUUUAA